This is a messenger RNA of Mastomys coucha (southern multimammate mouse), 5059 nucleotides long. It is a transcript of the gene Tbc1d32, whose product is annotated as TBC1 domain family member 32. The record is from RefSeq and is a predicted model, not a curated record. Bases 306 to 4202 code for a protein of 1298 amino acids. NCBI's taxonomy places the organism in Eukaryota, Metazoa, Chordata, Mammalia, Rodentia, Muridae. The transcript has 33 exons. Gene Ontology annotation, biological process: non-motile cilium assembly.
GUUAGGCCCGCCCAGUAGAUCCUGAGGUGUCUGUUAUUCCUGUCGGGGGAGGCGUGAGCUCUGCCGGUACCAACAAAUGUCAAGCAUCCAACGCUAGCCUCUGUCAGUUCCCGGUCUCCAAACCCAGAGCCCAGUCUUCUUCCUGCGCAACGCCACUCAUCCGCGUCCCCGCCCCCGGGCUCUCGCUGUGGUUUCCUAGGGAACGACGCUGAGCGUCGGCGGCGAUUGGGCCAGGUCGCGCGUGCGCACUGCGCUCUGUUGGUGGCGACCCCGCGGUGGUUGCGGAGAUCUGGCUGCUGCACGGCAUGGCCCAUUUCUCCAGCGAGGAUGAGGGGAUGCUGCAGGCCAUGCUCCGGCAGCUGUUCCAGAGCGUGAAAGAGAAAAUCACCGGAGCUCCCUCCUUGGAGUGCGCAGAGGAGAUCCUCUUGCGGCUGGAGGAGACUGACGAAAAUUUUCACAACUAUGAAUUUGUGAAAUACCUCAGACAGCACAUAUGUAACACGCUGGGGUCUAUGAUUGAAGAAGAAAUGGAAAAGUGCAUAUCUGAUCAGAAUCAGGGGGAGGAGUCUGGCUAUGACACGGUUGUACAGCAUGUUACCAAAAGAACACAGGAAUCCAAAGAGUAUAAAGAAAUGAUGCACUCCCUGAAGAACAUUAUGAUGGUGGUGGUCGAGGCGAUGAUGAACAAGUUUGAGGAAGAUGAGACACGGAGUCAGGACAGGCAGAGGAAAAAGCAGAAGGAGCAGAGCGGCAGCUGCACGGACAAUUGCUCCGACAGCGACUCCUCCUUCAAUCAGAGUUACAAAUUUUGUCAAGGGAAACUACAAUUGAUUUUAGAUCAGUUGGAUCCUGGGCAACCUAAAGAGGUGAGAUAUGAAGCUUUGCAAACAUUAUGCUCAGCUCCCCCAUCCGACGUCCUGAGCUGUGAAAACUGGACCACUCUCUGUGAAAAGCUGACCACAUCUCUGUCUGAUCCGGAUCCUAUGUUCACUGACCGGAUUUUAAAGUUCUAUGCACAGACUUUUACACUCUCGCCACUACACAUGACCAAAGAGAUUUAUACCAGCUUAGCUAAAUAUCUGGAGUUAUAUUUUCUUUCUAGAGAAAACCACCUUCCUACUCUUUCAACUGGAGUAGACAUAACCAGUCCCAAUGUGACCCGCUUACUGAAAAAGGUUCGCCUUCUGAAUGAGUAUCAGAAAGAGGCUCCAUCGUUUUGGAUUCGUCACCCAGAGAAGUAUAUGGAGGAAAUUGUGGAGAGUACUCUGUCCUUGCUGUCAGUCAAACGUGAGCAAAGCCACCUAGUGGCACAGAAGAUUUUGGAUCCCAUCUAUUUUUUUGCGUUAGUUGAUACUAAGGCUGUGUGGUUCAAAAAAUGGAUGCAUGCAUAUUACAGCAGAACCGCAGUACUGAGACUUCUUGAAAAGAAAUAUAAAUGUCUGAUAACUACAGCAGUUCAGCAGUGUGUUCAGUACUUGGAAUUAUGUGAGGCUAUGAAAGCUGAUGAAGUUUCGGGACAUCCAAAGCAUUGUGGAAACAAGCAAAAAAGUUUCUACUAUUCAGGACAAGAAUUGCAAUAUAUUUAUUUCAUUCAUUCACUGUGCCUUUUAGGAAGAUUGUUGAUCUAUACACAAGGCAGGAAAUUAUUCCCCAUAAAGUUGAAGAAUAGAAAAGAUUCGGUAUCCCUCACAAAUCUGCUGGUUUUGUUUACUCAACUUAUCUAUUAUUCACCAAGUUGUCCAAAGAUGACAUCUGUCAUGGAUUCAGAGAAUUAUUCUCCUGCAAGUAUGGUGACUGACGUUCUGCGGAUGCUCUACGACCAGAAAGAGUGUGCUGUUGAGUGCUUAUACAACAGCACAGUGACAGAGGCGCUUCUCCAGCCCAUUCAUAACCUGAUGAAAGGAACUGCGGCUGCUCCACAUUUCUCUGAAACAGCUCUAAUUCACAUAGCUGAUAUUUUGUCAAGAAUCGCUUCUGUAGAGGAAGGACUCACUUUACUUCUAUAUGGAGAAAAUAUGAACUCUUCUGAAGAAGAGAGUCCUACAGGUGCUCAUAUAAUAGCCCAGUUUUCAAAGAAGCUUCUUGAAGAAGACAUUUCUAUUUUUUCUGGAUCAGAGAUGUUGCCUAUAGUAAAAGGAGCAUUUAUUUCUGUGUGUCGUCAGAUAUAUGGUACAUGUGAAGGCUUACAGGCAUUGCUUCCUUAUGGUUUACAUGAAUCUAUAGCAAAGGCAUGGAAGAAGACAAGCUUGCUAUCAGAAAGGAUCCCCACUCCAGUUGAGGGCUCUGAUUCAGUUUCCUCAUUGAGCCAGGAGUCUCCCAAUAGUGUGGCUUGGGAAGACAAUUUGUUGGACGAUUUACUCAAUUUUGCUGCCACCCCCAAAGGACUGCUGCUUCUUCAGAGAACAGGUGCCAUCAACGAAUGCGUGACGUUUAUGUUCAGCCAGUAUGCAAAAAAGCCACAGGUCAACAGGCAGAAGAAGUUUGGCUAUGAAGUCUUGGUUGUGCAGGUGGCAUCCACAGCAGCAGGGGCAGUGGCUCUACAGAAUUCAGGCUUCAUUAGUGCACUUAUAACUGAGUUAUGGUCCAACCUUGAAUGUGGAAGAGAUGAUGUAAGACUAACUCACCCCAGAGCUACUCCAGUGGACCCAAUUGACCGGAGCUGUCAGAAGUCCUUCCUUGCACUGGUGAACCUGUUGUCCUACCCUUCGGUGUAUGAGCUAACAGGCAAUCGGGAGCUUCCUAAUAAGGCAGAGUAUUCUCUUCGUGAAGUUCCAACAUGCAUCAUCGAUAUAAUGGAUAGGCUCAUCAUUUUGAACUCUGAAGCUAAGAUCCGGUCUUUACUGAAUUAUGAACAAUCACACACAUUUGGUCUAAGGUUACUGAGUGUGGUGUGCUGUGAUCUGGAUGCACUUCUCUUACUGGAGGCCCAGUAUCAAGUAUCCAACAUGUUAUUACACGCUCAAGAAGAAAAUACCUUUGAGACCUCUGAGAACCACAGGAACUUUAUAAUUGAUGGAUUAUCAGUAGAGAGAAAUCAUGUUCUCGUAAGGAUUAAUCUUAUUGGUGGACCUUUGGAGCGGAUUUUGCCUCCAAGGAUGCUUGAGAACGGGGAUGACCCAUAUCCUUGGCCAGUGUUUUCUUCAUAUCCAUUGCCACACUGCUAUCUGUUAGAAGGUCCACGAAGUGCUGAUGUAAAACAAGACAAUGAUAUUGGAAACCUGCUAUCAUGCUUCAAAAUGUGUGAUAAACAAACCGAGUGGAUAGAAAACUGCCGAAAACAGUUUGGCAAAACAAUGAAGUCCAAGCCAGAUGCAGUCUGUGGAAGUGCCUUAGGAGAACUACUGGAAAAAUUUGUGCUGCUUCUCAGUGAAAACCCGUCUGAAUGUUACUUCCCUUCAGUGGAAUACACAGCUACUGAUGCAAAUGUGAGGAAUGAAAGCCUCUCCUCUGUGCAGCAGCUUGGCAUUAAAAUGGCUGUCAGGUAUGGGAAGUUUCUCAAUUUGUUAAAAGACGGUGCAGAAAAUGAUCUUGCUUUGGUCUUAAAGCACUGUGAGAAAUUCCUGAAACAACAACAGUCACCGGUCACUUCUUCUCUCCUGUGCCUGCAAGGAAACUACGCAGGCCAUGACUGGUUUGUGUCUUCUCUGUUUCUGAUAAUGCUGGGGGACAAGGAGAAGACCCUCCACUUUCUCCAGCAUUUCUCCAGGCUCCUGACCUCUGCCUUCCUUUGGGUACCAAGGCUGCAUAAUUCUAGGUACCUUCCUGUUGACACCCUAGAGACCGGCAUCCCUCCUGUAUAUUUUUGCAGUGCUCACUACAUUGAAAUGCUGCUCAAGGCUGAGGUGCCGCUUGUGUUUUCAGCUUUCCAUAUGUCCGGGUUUGCUCCAUCCCAGAUUUGCCUACAGUGGAUAACUCAAUGUUUUUGGAAUUACUUAGAUUGGAUAGAAAUAUGCCAUUAUAUUGCUACUUGUGUUGUCCUUGGCCCUGAUUAUCAAGUGUAUAUCUGCAUAGCCAUUCUCAAACAUCUGCAGCGAGACAUUCUCCACCACACCCAGACUCAAGAUCUGCAAGUCUUCCUCAAAGAAGAAGCACUGCAUGGGUUUCGCCUGAGCAACUAUUUUGAAUACAUGGAGAUUCUGGAGCAAAACUACCGACCAGUGCUGCUGCGAGACAUGCGCAGCAUCAGAGUGCAGAGCGCAUAGACCAGGAGAAACACACUCCAAUUUUAUGUCCUCUUCAUUUGUAAAGGAGACAAGGCAGCUUGAUGGUGUUCUGUCUACAUCUGUAAGAUCCUUUGUGUGUCCAUGCACUGUACAUCAGCACUGUGGGGUUUGGAACAGAAUAUAUUCAUCUUGCUCUUUGCUCAAUGUGUGGAAUUAAGUGAGUUCAUUUGUGAAGUCCCUUGUUCUUUAAAUUUUUAGAAUAAGUUCUAGGUUAUAGUUUUUAUUUUAUGUUUGACUUACAAAGGGAUCAAAGACCUUAAUGUAAAACCAAAAUAUUUGAAACUACUAGAAGAAAAACUCUUGAAAAUAUGAACAUAGCCAAUGGCUUCCAAGUAAGAUCCUGAUAGCUAAGGAAAUAAAAGCAGGCAUGGACAGAUUGUACAACAACGUACUUGCAAAGUAAAAGAAAGGAAAGCUAGGGUUUCAACCAUGGAAAAUCCUAGCCAAUUAUUCACCCAAUAAAGGGAUAAGAUUUAGAACAUAUGUUGAACUUAUUUAAUUACAAAACAGUAGAAGAUCAAAAAGACUCCAGUGAACAAGUGGGCAAAGAAGAGAGCAGACCCUUCACACGAUGAAGUACCAGUUGUGAACGAGUACCUGAAGAGAAGCUCUCUGCCUUUACCCACCUGGAGAAUGACCAUCCAAACUACUUCACCUCAUCAGAAUGGCUAUCAAGAAAACCAAUGGCAGUCAGGACUGGUGGGGAGAAGGGACUUAGAAAUUACUAGUGGCUAUGUAAAUUCUUCUAGCUACCGUGGAAAUCGGUGUGCAGGUUCCUCAAAAAGCUAAAACGUGACUCAGCCAUACCACUUAUAUGAUAUAAAUAAGUACAUAAA